Molecule: messenger RNA, 650 nt
Organism: Notothenia coriiceps (black rockcod)
Lineage: Eukaryota; Metazoa; Chordata; Actinopteri; Perciformes; Nototheniidae
Product: papilin-like
Exons: 4
Biological process (GO): proteolysis; extracellular matrix organization
Cellular component (GO): extracellular matrix
Molecular function (GO): metalloendopeptidase activity
Source: RefSeq, a predicted model, not a curated record
AUUGGACCCUCCCAGCUGGCAGAGUGGAGAGUGGAACGCCUGCUCUGUGACCUGUGGCGGAGGAUCUCAGGUGCGCAGCGUGCAGUGCGUUUCCCAUGAUGCAGCGGGGCCCCGUGUGGUGGAGGACGCUGUGUGUGCCGCGUACGUCGAGGCCCCCCCCGCCCUGCAGACCUGCAACAUGCAGAAGUGUGCCGAGUUCAGAGCGAGCCGCUGGAGCGCGUGCUCAGUGAGCUGUGGUUCAGGGGAACAGACCCGGGAUGUGAGCUGUGUUGGAUCAGGAGGGAUGAGACUGGAGGAGACCGCCUGCAGCGCUCUGAGUCGCCCCGCCGCCGCCCGGACCUGCACCCAGCCGCUCUGCAUCAGCACCCGUCCAAUCAGCACCCGUCCAAUCAGCUGGCACCUCGGAGACUGGGGACUGUGCUCCAGGAGCUGUGGAUCCGGCUCUCGGGAGCGUCAGGUGAUCUGCUCGGACCGCGAGAGGAACCUGUACCCUGUGAGCGAAUGCAACGCUCACCAGAAACCCUCCACCGUGGAGCGCUGCAACACCCAGUCCUGCUACAGCCCACAGGUGGUUCCCAGCGUCCAGGACUCACGAGGACACGACAACACUCAGACUGUUUUCCAGCCCCACUCACCGGACCAGUCCACAG